CACUGCUGCGUGUAAUCUUCUAGACUUGGACCUCUCCACCUCACUUCUUCACGCCCAACACACCAAGAUUCAUGUCCAUUGUGUGUUUGAGGAUUUUACUUGUUGCUGCAGUUGGUGUUUGUAAAGAGUGUGAUGGAAAACAAAGCAAAGAGGAUCACUACCUUUAUGGACAAAGGUUUGCUGCAAACAACAGAGUUAUACAAGUAUUUAUUGGAGACGAGUGUGUAUCCACGUGAAGCCGAAUCUCUCAAGGAGCUAAGAGCUCUCACUUCCACUCAUCCCUUGGCCGUCAUGGGUACUGCACCUGAUGCUGGUCAGUUUAUGACCUUGAUCUUAAAGCUAAUUAAUGCGAAAAAGACAAUUGAAAUUGGAGUCUUUACUGGAUAUUCCCUGCUCUUGACUGCCCUUACAAUUCCUGACGACGGAAAGAUUACUGCCAUAGACGUGGACCGGAGUGCUUAUGAGAUCGGAUUGCCUGUAAUUGAGAAGGUUGGGGUCAAGCACAAGAUCAAUUUUAUCGAGUCUGAGGCUCUUCCAAUUCUUGAUCAAUUACUGAAAGAUUUCGAGAAUAGAGAAACCUUUGACUUUGCUUUCGUCGAUGCUGAUAAAGUUAAUUACACAAACUACCACGAGAGAGUGUUGGAGCUGUUGAAACCUGGAGGAAUAGUUAUUUACGAUAACACGCUUUGGGGAGGGACAGUUGCAAUGGCUGAGCACUUGGCUCCGGUGAGAAGGUUGGGAACGAGGAGCGAUGCUAUCGAGUUUAACAAGUACUUGGCAGCUGAUGCUCGUGUACAAAUUUCUCAAGUACCUCUAGGUGAUGGUAUUACCAUAUAUGGUCGUUUGUGAACGACUAGAUGUGAUGGGGUUUUAUUUGGUUGAUGGUGUAUGAGUGCAAUAAAACGACAGAUGAGAUUCUCUAUUCCCAACUUAUGUUUCAUCUCCUACUGAAUUGUUGGAUUAAUGUCGUAUGAACAAAGAAAAUACUAAAAUACGUACUGACAACCUCCACUUCUUCAAUUUCUAAAUAAGAAGCUAGCUCAGUGUCUUUCUAUCCGUUUUUAGCCUCAUAAUUUGUUUGUUAA
Molecule: messenger RNA, 1085 nt
Organism: Sesamum indicum (sesame)
Lineage: Eukaryota; Viridiplantae; Streptophyta; Magnoliopsida; Lamiales; Pedaliaceae
Product: cation-dependent phenylpropanoid and flavonoid 8-O-methyltransferase 1-like
Molecular function (GO): S-adenosylmethionine-dependent methyltransferase activity; O-methyltransferase activity
Source: RefSeq, a predicted model, not a curated record